Molecule: messenger RNA, 994 nt
Organism: Protobothrops mucrosquamatus (brown spotted pit viper)
Lineage: Eukaryota; Metazoa; Chordata; Lepidosauria; Squamata; Viperidae
Product: calmodulin-A
Exons: 1
Coding region: 18-611 (197 amino acids)
Cellular component (GO): myosin II complex
Molecular function (GO): calcium ion binding
Source: RefSeq, a predicted model, not a curated record
UGUCUUCUUGUUGCAAGAUGCCAGAACAUCUCUGGAAACCAGCCAGUAGGAACAACCCUACCUAUGGGCCAACUCUUUGCAAGAGAAGGGAAACAUUUCUUCACCGCCAAGGAGAGCAACAAACCGCAGAAGGUGAUCGGCAAAUUGGUGGGACAGAAGAAGACACCAUGACCUCUCUGAUGGAACAAGAAAUUGCAGAGUUCAAGGAAGCCUUCAUGCUCUUUGACCGGAAUGGAGAUGGGACCAUCACCACUAGGGAACUUGGAACCGUCAUGAGGUCCUUGGGGCAAAACCCCACCGAAGCUGAGCUGCGGGAGAUCGUCCAGAAGCUGGAAGCUCACAAAAACGGCACCAUUGACUUCCCCGAGUUCUUGAACCUGAUGGAAAAGGAAGUCAAGAACCGAGAUUGUGAGGAGAUCCGGAAAGCUUUCCAGGUAUUUGACAAGGAUGGGAACGGUUACAUCUGCGCUGCGGAGCUGAGGUAUAUCAUGACCAACCUCGGGGAGAUGUUGUCCAACGAAGAAGUCGAGGAGAUGUUGAAGGUGGCAGACCUGGAUGGUGAUGGGCAGUUAAAUUAUGAGGAAUUCCUGAGGAUCAUGACCAGCAAGUGAAGAGGGCGACCAAGCCGUGGAGAUCUUCGCCUCUAAAAAUCAACGUAAUUUAGGACUUUGGGUCAUAUGCAGCCUUCAUAAUGUGGCCUGGUGAGGACAGCUAGGACAAUCAGUUUUGGUGGGACGUGAUCGAUGGAAAGAACCUAAAUCAGACUUGGGGAUGCAAACUGAACUUCGGCUGUGGGUGUUUGUUAAUGUUUUUCUCUGCUUCCAAGAAGUGUAUGGCAUCUUUUGGGAUCAAAAGAUAUUCUUGACUUGUAGUCUUGUGGAGAAACGAGAUAUGGAUAUACGGGGAGAUUUCUGCAGAAAAUUAUCCCCAGUUGCUCCUGCUCAGUAACUUAACUCUAGCAAAUCAAAUAAAUGUCUAAUUGCUCUUGUCCUAA